GCUGUUUUCCACAGACCUUUCUGGCUUUGCGCUGGUAGCCUACAGCCUGCGGCUUGGAGCAGACUGGGGAAUCAUCGCGGUUGUCAGCCUCUUGUCAGUGAGGCUAUCACUGCCACUUUGCCGGCAUGGCUUGCAGUGGCGGACUCCGCGGUAUGCCACAGCCCUCAUCUUGAGCAUUGUCCUCUUUUUUCUCGUGUCUGUCGUUUGGGCCUCUACGAGGAUUCCACUGCGCUGGACUCCAGAGGACAAUGCAUUGCCAGUGCUCCUCUUUGUUUUUUGGCUUGCGGUGGCUGUUGGCCUUUUCUCCUGCUGCCAGCGACGUCGGGAUGCCUCAGGCCCUGGAGCAGCAGGGGCGCAACAAGGCGAAGACAGCCAUUCCGGAAAUGAACCUGAUGUUUUCAGCAUCUGA
Messenger RNA from Symbiodinium pilosum, 409 nucleotides. Lineage: Eukaryota; Dinophyceae; Suessiales; Symbiodiniaceae. The record is from the annotation of a GenBank genome assembly.